Messenger RNA from Aureobasidium pullulans EXF-150, 710 nucleotides. Its product is annotated as putative glutathione S-transferase. The record is from RefSeq and is a predicted model, not a curated record. NCBI's taxonomy places the organism in Eukaryota, Fungi, Ascomycota, Dothideomycetes, Dothideales, Saccotheciaceae. The coding region runs from base 1 to 681 and encodes 226 amino acids. The transcript is spliced from 3 exons.
AUGUCUCUCAAGCCCAUUCUUCUCCACGGCCACGCUGGCGGCCCCAACCCCUGGAAGGUCGUCCUCCUCCUCAAGGAGCUCAACAUCCCCUACGAGCACAAGCUCUGGGACUUCCCCGACCUCAAGAAGCCCGAGUACGAGAAGCUGUGCCCCAACGGCCGCACCCCCACCAUCGAAGACCCCAACACCGGCAUCACAUUGUGGGAAUCCGGCGCCAUCCUCGAAUACCUCAUCGAAGAAUACGACAAGGAGAAUAAAUUCACAUACACCUCUUCUCCGGAAAAGUAUCAAUUGAAGCAAUGGCUGCACUUCCAAGUUUCCGGUCAAGGUCCUUACUUUGGCCAACGUGUGUGGUUUAACAUUUACCAUGCGGACAAGAUCCCCUCUGCCAUCGACCGCUACAGCAAGGAAAUAAAGCGUGUGCUUACCGUGCUGGACAAGCACCUCAAAGACCAAGGUACCGAUUACCUGGUCGGCGACAAAUACACCUACGCAGAUCUGGCCUUCAUUCCUUGGAACUUGCUGUUGCCGUUCAUCUUUGGUGAAGAGUCUGAGGCUUUCCAUGCGGAGGUGAAGAAGGAGUUGCCGACAUAUCAUGCUUGGUUCGAGAGAAUUAUGGCGAGACCUGCUAGUCAGGAGAUGAAGAAGGAGAGGGAGAAGAACUUUGAGAAGAAGGAGUAGAGUGGGAUCUGAAUGAGAUAGCUCGAGAC